UUUUUUUUCGAAAAUAGCAACUGUUGUUGCAACGGUUGUCACUACAUUAGGUCAUGUGAUAGAACAUGCUGUUUAAAAUUGUUUAUUUUAUCUUACUGAAGUGGCCGAUGGUGUCGGAAAAUCUCUGAGAUGAUAAACGUGUUUUGUUGGAUUCUAUUUAGAAACCUACAUAUUUCGGACUUAAUAUAGAUAAUUUAUAUAAACGUUAAACGCAGGAGUUAACCAAUUCUACAAUUGUGACUUUUUAAUGUUUUUGAAUAAUUAUUUAGACGAUAUUUUUCAUUUUGAUAUUUACGGGGUAAUUUCAUACUUGCGAAGACAAUACAUACUUCUUCAUGAAGACAAUAAAAAUUACCCUUACCGCAUUGAUCGCCUUAGUUAUUGUCAAAACGGGUGUCCUUUUGGCUUUGGUUCAGUAUUGGCGCCUUUUAAGACAACACAAGGUCGAAUCAGAAUGGUGCUCUCCCUUAGACGUAACAAGUCAAGGAAACCUAGACCUUCUUGGACAGCUUAUAGUAAAGACUGACAAAAAUACAAAUCGAAACAAAGCAUGUGGCAAACUGAGUACCAUGUUGACAACAGUUGUUAAUCAGAAUAUACAUGACAGCUACGACAGUGACGCUUGUCCAGAGCCAGAGAUUCUUGAUUUAGGUAUCAAAGCAUUCAACUGUACAGCUUCAAAGAAAGCUGAAUCUACGUUACACCUUAAUAACGUACUAUCACAUGCAAAACCAGUACCUGGGAAACGAACUAAAGUAUACUGGAGCCCUAUUACAUAUAUGAUUACACAUCAUAUGAAAUACAUCCAGGAGGAAGGAGUAAUCUACAUCAAACAAUCUGGCUAUUACUUUGUGUCGUCUUUGCUGACAGUCAGAGCAAACAACAUGACAUCGACUGAUACCGUUACAGGUUCAGAGGAUGCAAUCAGUCACGUUGUUAACGUAAUACACCAAGAAUCUGGGACUGAACGAGUUCUUCUUGAAAACGUAAAAACCACGUGUGUCUUAUCAUUCGGUCAUGCAGAAAGGUCAAGUAUUUUAGGAGCUCCUUUUUACUUAAAUCAGCAGGACAAAGUAUACGUGGCCACAUCACAUCCGUAUAACAUUAUCAGUGGUCACAGUAAUAGUUAUCUAAGCAUUCAUACCAUUUUGUAAGACAACAGCAACAAUAACAUAACAAAUAAACAAUAAAAAAGACAAACAAACAAAAGUGUACUUUAAUUUGUUGUUGAUAAACUCUGGGUAAAGAAUGAUUCCAUCAGGAUAUUAUUGUUUUAAAUUCUAAUUAUUUUUGUUGUCUUUUAAUAGUAUAUAUGUGAUAUUCAAGCUUCAUAAACUUUAUUCCCAUUCAAAAUUUCAUUUUAUUUAGUUUGUCCAAUCGUUUUCUCCUUCAGAGCACACACACUUUUAUACCUAGGUAGCAUAUGCCGCUUUUCAUGGAAUGACAAUAACAUGAUACAUUGAACGUUCCAUGAUAACUGCCGUAUGAACAUAUUUGCGUAUGUUUCAAAAUUAAAAUGUUACCAAAUCAUUGUGCUUAUGCCGAGACUAAAGGUCGUAGACGGUAGCUUGCAAUAAGCAGUACCGUCCAUGUACCAAGAGCCUUCCACAUUUUUAAUUUCGCCGUGUUUUGCUUUUUUUAGGAAUUCUGUUUAUUUCUAUUUUAUUACCAUUUGUUUUCAUUCUUGUCAAUUUGUAUAAGUUCAGUCAUUGUUAUUGUGUUAAAUGUUACUCAGAAUACAUUUCUUAUGAAAUGGAUAUGUUCAACACAUACAACAGCAUCUUAUUUUUAUAGUAUUACAGCAUCUGUGUAACAACGUCAUGCAAAUAAUUGGAUGCAUGAAAAAAUGUUGAUAUUUACAUUUCUACCAAUUCAAAGUUAAAGUUUCAUAACUAUUUUGUAAGACAUGGCUUAUUUACAAAAUUUCUAUUUAUGAUUGAACAUACCACCGUGACGAUGAAUUAUAUAGACUCAUAUCAUGUAACAUUAGCUUCGUUUACUGUUGACGUGGUCUUGAAUAAAAGAGAUUUCUGAA
Messenger RNA from Ruditapes philippinarum (Manila clam), 2035 nucleotides. RefSeq lists its product as uncharacterized. Lineage: Eukaryota; Metazoa; Mollusca; Bivalvia; Venerida; Veneridae. Gene Ontology annotation, cellular component: membrane. The transcript has 5 exons. Bases 336 to 1154 code for a protein of 272 amino acids. Gene Ontology annotation, molecular function: tumor necrosis factor receptor binding. Gene Ontology annotation, biological process: immune response. The record is from RefSeq and is a predicted model, not a curated record.